AUGACACUUGAACACGGGUUUCGCGCGUUGUCCCGGCAGAGGAAAGAAAGGAAAGAACUGGAGACAAUACGUGAGAAGCAAGAGAAAGCAUUCCAAAGGCUCCAGCAAAAGAACAACGUCACAACCAUAGUGAUAGACAGUGGGCCACCAGUGCCCCAACGGGCGCUUGUCGUGCCUGCACCAGUGCCACUUCCUGUUUCCAAAGCUCCUAUAUGCAAUGGAUCUAUAUUGACAAAUCCACCACAAGAAACGUCAACGGCGGAGGCAACACCAACCCUACUUGGUAAAAGAAAAACAGCUCCUGCGCUGAAGCGACCAGCUAAACGUCGGAAGCAACCGACUAGCGAGGACGCUGAAGCGAUGCCACUUAUUCCGAGGCGUCCAUCGCAGAGGAAAAAGAAGCCGCCUGUGAAAGUCACGCUUGAGAUUCGCUCAAUCAACCAGUACUAA
This is a messenger RNA of Cooperia oncophora, 450 nucleotides long. NCBI's taxonomy places the organism in Eukaryota, Metazoa, Nematoda, Chromadorea, Rhabditida, Trichostrongylidae. The record is from the annotation of a GenBank genome assembly.